GAGCCCAGAGGACCAGCAGCAUCUGCAGCAUCCACAAUGGCCAGGCCCUGUGCUUUCCUGAUGACCUUGGUGGUGAUGAGCUACUGGUCAACCUGCUCUCUAGGAUGUGACCUGCCUCAGACUCAUAACCUCAGGAACAAGAGAGCCUUAACACUCCUAACACAAAUGAGGAGACUCUCCCCUCUCUCCUGCCUGAAGGACAGAAGGGACUUUGCAUUCCCUCUGGAGAAGGUGAAUGACCAGCAGAUCCAGAAGGCUCAAGCCAUCACUGUCCUGCAGGAGCUGACCCAGCAGGUCCUGAUUCUCUUCAUUUCAAAGGAUUCAUCUGCUGCCUGGGAGACAGCCCUCCUAGACACAUUCUGCGAUGAGCUCCAUCAACUGCUCAAUGAUCAACAAGUCUGUCUGAUGCAGCAGGUGGGGAUGCAGGACUCCUUGGUGGCAGUGAGGAAAUACUUCCACAGGAUCACUGUGUACCUGAGAGAGAAGAACCACAGCCCCUGUGCCUGGGAGGUGGUCAGAACAGAAGUCUGGAGAGCCCUGUCUUCCUCAGCCAACUUGCUGGCAAGAUUGAGUGAGGAGGAGGAGUAAGUCCUGAGCAAAGUGGAGGGAACUCUCCUGGACCAGGAUGCUGCGCCUUAUUGCAUAAAUUCUUCUUUCAAAACUCUUACUCAUUUUAACCUAUAUGUUUCAGCAAAUCAGAGUCAAUUUUUGUCUAUAUGUAAAAUUGUUUGU
Messenger RNA from Mesocricetus auratus (golden hamster), 732 nucleotides. Its product is annotated as interferon alpha-12-like. Gene Ontology annotation, molecular function: cytokine activity; type I interferon receptor binding. The record is from RefSeq and is a predicted model, not a curated record. Lineage: Eukaryota; Metazoa; Chordata; Mammalia; Rodentia; Cricetidae. The coding region runs from base 37 to 588 and encodes 183 amino acids. Gene Ontology annotation, cellular component: extracellular region. Gene Ontology annotation, biological process: defense response; humoral immune response; adaptive immune response. The transcript has a single exon.